Molecule: messenger RNA, 9928 nt
Organism: Xyrichtys novacula (pearly razorfish)
Lineage: Eukaryota; Metazoa; Chordata; Actinopteri; Labriformes; Labridae
Source: the annotation of a GenBank genome assembly
GGCGUAAUAUCGCGGAACACACUGUGCAGAAAGAAGCCGCGGAUUUGAUUUGACGCCGUUAGCAAGCUAAAACAUCCUGGGCUGUGCACUGUUUUAUACUACACAGGACAUAGUUUGUAAGAAUGACAAGAAUUUGAUAUCCAGGACUAAAAGUGAAGGAGAUAAACAUGAAUCUUGACAGACUUCGGAAGCGGGUCCGACAGUACAUCGAUCAGGUACGAAAGAAGAGUUUAUGAGCUGUUAGCUUAGGCUAGCUUGAGAGCGUAGCUGGCGUCAACAGUAACGUAACCUCAGCAGUUUUUUUAACCGGUCAGAUUUCAGCUAGAAGGACAUCAAUAAUCUACUAACCUGUAUGAUUUUGCUCUGUUUUGUUUAUCUGUGUCUAUUUGCAGCAACAGUAUCAAAGUGCUCUCUUUUGGGCCGACAAGAUCGCAUCUCUCUCCCACGGUAAGUAAGGCUCUGUAAGGAGCUGCAGCCUGCUGCAAAGUUAACCUACUAAUAUUCCCAGAGUUACAAAGCUAAUGCUACGAGGAUCGGCCUUUCAUAUGGGGGGGAUAUUUACUCUUUGUACAGCCUCUAACUUAUGUGAAACUUCUGCUAGAUAACGGUGUUCAUGGACGCCUGAUGAGGUGAUAAUAGCUGCAGAUCUUGAGGGUGUUUUGUUGACAUGACAGCUUUCUGACUCUGUUUGUCAUCCAGAGGAUCCCCAGGAUAUCUACUGGCUAGCUCAGUGCCUUUACCUGACCUCUCAGUACCACAGAGCCUCUCAUGCCCUCCGCUCAAGGAAACUUGACAAGGUAACUGCAGGUCGUGAACCAGUUGUUGUAAACAAGUGCAAAUGAGAGGUUAGCACUCUCUGACAACAGCCUGAUGAUAGAUUUUAUGUGAAUUAUACAAAUUAGAUUCGUCACGUUUCUAGAAUUUCUAAUCUCGAUACGAUUUUAGAAGUAUUGAUAUUGAUAUUUGUUUUGAUACUGAAGCGACAAAAAUGAUUGUAUUUGUUAAUUCUGACUUUGUUAGGAAUAAGGCUCAGAGCACAGACCUGACAUACAGAUCAGAACAUUUGACAUAUUGUUGAUUAAUGAAAGGCGUGAAAUGAGAUUUGUCUGGUGUUGUCUGUAACUGCAAAGAGUGUGCGCUCUGUAUGUGAAAUUUCCACAGUACUUUGGUUGCUUCAUGGGCAUCAUUGUAGCCCCUCAAUCAACAGCCUAUGAGGCAUGACUAUAAAGUAAACAUAUUUACCAACCAGCCGUGAUAUUAUAAACACCUGGGCAAUCAAAUGCAACCAAAUACAACAGCUCCAAAUUCGAAUUUGUCAACACUUCUACAUUUUUAUUUUUGAUGAAAAGGUCAAAUUUCUCACAGCUUCUGGUUGAAAGUAUAUAUCCAUCUAUAUCUAUCUAUAUCUAUAUAUCUAGGCAGCAGUUCUUUUUGAUACAGUUAAAGGUAGAAAUAGCAGGUACUGUAUCAUUUGAAAGCUGACAGUAUAGAGGGGUAUCAAAGCAUCAAAAGUAAUAUCACAGUAAUAUCAGCAGUGUAAUUUCCUUUACACCUGUACUCAAUCUAAAUUGAUAUCUGUCUUCUCACACACAGUUGUAUGGAGCGUGUCAGUAUCUUGCUGCUAGGUGCCAUGUAAGUAGCUGAAAUAAACACACCUUUAUCAGCUGUAAGCCUUCUUUCAAGUGCUUUAAAAACUGUGACAUACAAUCAAGACAAGCCUGCUAGUUAUUCAAAGUCUUAAAUCAAAGUGCUCCUCUUGUGUUUAGUAUGCUGCCAAAGAGUUCCAGCAGGCCUUGGAUAUCCUGGAUGCAGAGGAACCAGCUAGUAAGAAGCUGCUGGACAGAAGCGCGAAAGAGGACAACACAACAUCAGAGUCCAACAAGGAUUGGGACAUGUCUCCAGCCUCUGUGAGUCCAGGCUGCUACUGAAAUACUGUAUUAGAGUGAACACAGCUCAGGUCUUAUUUGUUAUGUUUCGUGAUGUGGUCUUUUCUCAUGCUGUUGAUGUUACUUUGGAGGCUACAGAGCGAACUCUAGUGCAGACCGAACAAAUUAACUCAAGUUCACUUGAAAAUGGGGUCUGGUUUCACUUCCAAGUGAACUCUGAUGAAGUUCAUUAGACCAAAGGCAGGAAGUAGCAAACAUUUGACAAAAACCACAUUGGAGCAUCAGCAGUACCCUCAAAAAUCUGAAUGUGGUUAGUUUCUCCUCUGUAUGGACCUAUGCCAUUGUUUUUGACAAAGUUGAUAGCAGAGGUCCUGCCCUUUCUUGAUUUUGAUUGAUCGAUGUAUGAAAUGUGACGUUGGCAGGUUCAACAGGGUUCCAAAAGUUGAACUGCUUUCAACUUGGAGUGCUGUGAGCGCAGAAACGAACAAAAUGAUUUUUAAAAAAAUGAGAGAGAAAAACGCAGAAUGUAGACACUGACCUGUGCUGGCUCUGUGUAGAAAAGAAACUGCUUGUACUUUGCCUGCAGCACUCAUGUCAGCACCUGUGUCCGAUUGGCCUUAAAGCGGUGAGCAGCAGUUACUGACGAUAUCCCCUGCUGCCUGGUAGGGGUCUUUGCUUGAGUUGUAUUUACUCUCAGAUAUAUAAUAUAUCACUUUGAGCAAAAGUGUCUGUAACUCUUGGAUUCAUCUCUUCCUCGUGGUCAAUAAUGAGAUGAUUGCUUUGCCCCUCGAGGUUCUGUCCUUGAUAAUAAUUUAGAUUGUAUGAAACGCUGGAAACAAUCAAGUUUAUCUGUUGGUUUAACUACAAAAAUAACCAAAGUAAUUACAGCUGAAAAUGUUACUUUGCUCCAGUCUUUUUGAUCAUUUGAGAGAAUCUUGGACAUUAAAUGGACUUCAGAGUUAAAUUCAGGAUAUGAACUCGAUCCCGACCUCUGCCCACUCCUCCGCACUUCCUGUUUUCCUCUGAAAUGCUCCAGGUCAGCAGCUCCAUCUGCCUCCUGCGGGGUAAGAUCUAUGAUGCCAUGGACAACAGACCACUGGCCACCUCCAGCUACAAAGAGGCCUUGAAACUGGACGUCUACUGCUUUGAAGCUUUUGACCUUUUAACAUCCCACCACAUGUUGACGGCACAGGAAGGUGAGGCUGAUUUCAAAUUCUCUACACUUAUCUGCCUUUGAGUGUUUGUUGUCUACGGGUUAAAUGACAUCACAUGUGAAAUCUGCAUUUCCUUUUUUUUCCUUAUAGAGAAAGACUUCCUUGACUCACUUCCUCUGAGUCAACAGUGCACUGAAGAGGAGGAGGAGCUGUUACACUUCCUGUUUGAGAAUAAGUUAAAGAAGGUGGGGGGAGCUCUGUCUUUUUUUUUCUUGCUUUUGCUCAUUGAUUAGAUAACUAAUAACAUGAUAAGUCUAAUGUUGUUGGAUACUAUUUUUAUUGUAAAUUAAUCCCACAAAAAAAUCCAAGUUUUGCCUUUACCGUGUAAGAAUUAUACACUUGGGUACUCAUGUACGGUGGCCCUGAGGUGCGAAACACAAUUGCAAAUCAGAAAACACAACACAAAAAGAGAAAACACAGCAGCAUUAACCAUUGUGUUUCCUGUUUUUGUGUUGUAUUUUCUGAUUUGCUUUUGUGUUUUGCACCUCAGGGCCACCGUACUCGUGUGUGCUGGCGACAAAUUGUUGUUUAUUGUUGUCUUCCCUUAUUACAAUGAACAUAAGGACUUCAUAUUAUCCUGAGUCAUUCCCAGAUACACUGCUCUGCCUAUUGGUUCAUCUGAGCUCAUAUGGAGAAAAGUGCCUCUUCCCUUUGUUGCCUCGCUCAAGGUUCACUCAUAUAUGGUUUCAACUAAUUGAAAUGCUAAUGUCUAUUAUGAGUAUUCAAGCAUGUUUUUGUUCAAACUCCUCUUCAACCAUCUCCUGCCUCCUCCUCUCCCACCCACUCACAUUCAAACCCUACGCCCAUCUUCACACGCGUGUAUGAACACAUGAACGCUCCCUCUCUCUCUCCGCAGUAUAACAAGCCCAGUGAUGUGGUGGUGCCAGAGAUGGUCAACGGUCUUCAGGACAACCUGGAUGUAGUGGUGUCUCUUGCAGAGAGGCAUUAUUAUAACUGCGAUUUCAAGAUGUGCUACAAACUCACAUCAAUGUAGGUGUAAAAAUGUGUGUUUCAUCAGAUGUACUUAGAUGAUGAGUUUGAUGCUUAAAAGACGUCUCACUCAUUACAUAUCUAUUUAUUUUCCAUCAAUCAUCUGUAUUUUCCUCUGAUUUAGAUAGUUAAUGAAACCUACUAAGAUCACUCAAAAUGAAUGUUUUAUUUGAAUAAAUUUGAAGCGACAGGUUAAUUCAAAGAUGAUGUAGGUUAGUAGACUUUAUACCUGUAGAGUCAAAGUCUCAGUAGUCAGAUGUCAUCACAAAAAUGCUGGAGUGUUAAAUGCAGCUUUGUUGUUGUUGUUGUUUUGAAUAACAGGGUGAUGGUUAAAGACCCAUUCCAUGCCAACUGUCUACCAGUCCACAUAGGAACUCUGGUGGAGCUUGGAAAAGCAAAUGGUAAAGUCAUCUUCAGUUUGCACAUGGAGAGAAUUUGGUUUCAUGAUUUGUUCUAAUAACCAGAAUGAUGCUUAUCUCCUAUUUUGUGUGUGUGUGUCUGUUUUUUUCCUGUAGAGUUAUUUUACCUCUCGCACAAACUUGUAGACUUGUAUCCCAACAACCCGGUAAGAGUUUCGUCCGAUCAGUGCACAUUUUUUCUCCCUUCUUCAUUAAAAUUUUACUGAACUGGUGUAAUUGUUCGUAGGUAUCCUGGUUUGCUGUCGGCUGCUACUAUCUCAUGGUUGGCCACAAAAACGAACACGCCCGGCGAUACCUCAGGUUAGUUCGAGUAGGAGGGUUUCCCAGGGGUCGGAGUUGGAUUUUUUUACAGGACGAUUGGAAGAAAACGCCUUUGAGAUGACCAGUAUUCCAUUUGCAGCUGAGUCCUUAUUUGGACCAGAAUCAUCUCCUGUAUGGGGGACAUGUUACGACAAAGUUAUGACAUUAAAUGUUCAUCAACAAUCCUUUUUUUCUGUUAUAAGGACAAGACCAUGAGCUAAAACAUGUCACUGAUUGCAAAAAUCCUGAGAAAUAUAGAAGAUGACAAUGAGAUGAAAAUGUUUGAGAUGGACCGAUCAGCUCUAGAUCACUGAAAAUGAAUUUCCUGCUGAGAGUGCAGUAAACAGCACACCACAACUAUUAAUGUAGGGUACCGUCUGUCUCCUGUAGCAAAGCCACCACUCUGGAGAGGACAUACGGUCCUGCUUGGAUUGCUUAUGGACAUUCAUUUGCAGUGGAGAGUGAGCACGACCAAGCCAUGGCUGCCUACUUCACAGCUGCACAGCUAAUGAAAGGGUAAGAUACUUUCGGCUGCUUUUUGGGGUCCUUGAGAGAAGCAGAUUAAGAUCAGAGGCCGAACAGCAUGAUAAACUUGACAAGAACAUGAUGUCAGCAAACGCCUCCUGCUUUUUCUCCUCCAGAUGUCACUUACCCAUGCUCUACAUCGGCCUGGAGUACGGUCUGACCAACAACUCCAAACUGGCCGAAAGGUUCUUCAGCCAGGCUCUGAGUAUCGCUCCAGAGGACCCGUUCGUCAUUCACGAGGUGGCCGUGGUCGCCUUUCAGAAUGGAGAGUGAGUCAUUCACACAAAAACACUCACAGUCACAUUUAGACCUUUUGUUCGACGUAAACGUCAAUUGCUGCAGGAACAAAUGUUGGUACAGAGCGGAGGUAACUUAGAAGCUGCUAUUAUAUCACACUGUGAACUCUAUUUUCAAACAUAAAUGCAUGUACUGUCCACGUACCAGGAUUACAAUCUACUGCAAUCAAUGAAAUAAAGUCACAAAAGGACUUGGGAGUUUAUUGAGAACAGUAGAGGGAGGAUCGGUUCAUGAUCUAUUCUGGGUGACCUGCUUCAGCCCCUGACCUGCAGGGUCUUUUUGCCUGGUUGUGUUUUAAAUGAUCACUGUCAUAUCAAAGAGAAAUGUCUGCAACAAAACAACAAAUACAUGCUGAAUUAAACGUAGAUUAUAAUGCACUUGAUGUGUAAAGAUGGGUUGUAGUAGCACUUUACUCCAGCGGUGGGAAUCACUAAUGGCCCGACAAUACAAUAUUAUUGCGAUAAUUGGGCCACGAUACGAUAUUAUUGGUUUUUUUUUUUUUUUUUUUUUUUGACAUUUUGAAAACAGUGAGUAUUGCGAUACAAUAUAUUGCGAUUGAUACAAUUUUUUCAACUGUUAAACAAAUUUAGCAUUUGUCUUUCCUUUGUGUUUGUCUCAUUUUAUGCUGUCUUUUAUUGUCAUGUUGUAUAUAUUUGUUGCACUAACUUUCUCCUGCUGUGUUAUGUCACCUCUGCCAACCUCACUGGACAAAAGUUGAUUUUAUUUUUUCAUUAUCAAAGAUUUGACUUCAUCUUAGCAAUUAAUUUGAAAAAUCGAUACUUGGUAAAUGAGACGAUACGAUAUAUCACCAGACAAAAUAUCGUGAUACUAUGCUGUAUCGAUUUUUUUCUCCCACCCCUACUUUACUCGGCCAACACAGAUUACAAAUACUAAUAUCCUGUUCAUCAAAAAGUGUUUUGUGUUUUUGAUCUUGUGUUUCAGCUGGAAAACAGCUGAGAAGUUGUUUCUUGAUGCAAUGGAGAAAAUCAAAGCCAUAGGGAACGAGGUGAAUGAAAUUGAAUUUAUUGAAAAAAAUAAUGAGUGCAACUGUAAGCGUUUAAAAAAACAUCACUAAAAAGCUACCUUUGUUUGUUCUUAUUCAAUUUUAGGUCACUGUGGACAAAUGGGAGCCACUGCUAAACAACUUGGGUCAUGUGUGUCGGAAAUUGAAGUAAGUAUGGUGCCAAUUUUAGUGAUCUUGAAAGGUCUCGAGUGCUCGAUAGGAGACAGACUUGCACUUGAAGUUGUGCCUUUUCUCUAAAUGGCAUCACAGAUUUCAGGACCUCUUUUGAGCGGGCACACGUCGAGCUUGUACGGGAGGCUAAAUUUAUCCUGAGUGGAUGAUGAAAGAAGAUUGGUCAGAGUGCACUCUCCUCUAAUUUGUUCAUUCCUCUCCUUACCUUUUUUUUCCCCUUCACCUGCCUGCUCCAAACUAUUUCACAGAUGUGCUCACUUGUUCUGUUCCAGUCAUUCAGCAGAGGCAGUGCCCUCAUUUAGAAUUCAUGAAAAGACCCUUUAAUGAAUUAUGCAUAGCCACCACUCAAUAGAUAUAAGGGGGCUUGCGGAUUGUGCGCCACACAAGUGGCUGUGUUAAAAGGUUUGGAUAGUUUUGAUUCCAAGAGGGCUUCAUCUGCGGUUCAUCAUCCACAAUUAUAAUCCUUUAUAUGUCACUAAAUUAAUACGCAGGCGUGUAUGUGCUUUUAGAGAAGUCUUUUUCCAUAUGUCUCUGAUUCGGUUCGGCUUCAUACCGGUUUGUUUUUACUGUGUAUCAUGGAGUCACAAGACCAAGGAUUACCCACAUUAAAUAUGUGAUCAAAGGUUGUCCACAUUCAUAAUGAGCUCUGACAACCUCUUACUUUUUGACUCUACCCCUUCGUUCAAAGUGUCCACCUGCAGGGGUCAGGCCUUUUGUUUGGAAGACGGGGUUGAGCAAAGUGUUAGAACUGCGUGGCCUGUCAAACAGAGUACUUCAAACAGAGUGUAAUGGGAAAAUCUCCCACAAGUCAUUGUCAGAGUGCCAGCUCAGCUGACUAAACAAACACAGAAAUGUUUUUUUAAUUUUUUUAUUAAGACAUGAUCUUAGUUUACUGUUUGAUGUGUAUUUUGUUCGAUCACAUGAGUAAAAUCACUAACAGAAAAAUUUGUGUCUGUAGAAAGUACGACCAGGCUCUGGAGUACCACCGUCAGGCUCUGGUGUUGAUCCCUCAGCACGCCUCCACCUACGCUGCCAUAGGAUAUGUGCACAGCCUCAUGGGGGACUUUGAGAGCGCUAUUGACUACUUUCACACGGUAUAGUUCAUCAUCUUUACCCCUCUGUUUUUAGUUCUGUCUCACAUCAAAAAAGUUGGAUAUGGAAAAUUCAGACAAAAAAAAGAAUUGAGUAAGGUUUUUAAUGGCACAAAAAGUAAAACACGAUGUUGGUGUUUGUGCAGGCACUUGGAUUGAAAAGGGACGACACUUUCUCUGUGACGAUGCUCGGCCAUUGCAUUGAGAUGUACAUCGGUGACACGGAUGCCUAUAUAGGUAAGAAACAGGUUUUUGGUUUAAGCUUUAAGGAGCUGUAUAUUUGAAAAAAGGCUUUAUUCCCAUUGUACGGUGGCCGAGAACCGCCACUGCUGCAAAUAAAAAAGAAUGCAAAAAAAAAAAGGAAGCCACAACAGAAAUUAGCGAUGCAAGAAAAAACAAAAAUAAAACGGAAGCCCGCUGCAAAUAAAAAAAGAAACGGUGCCGGAAAAAGAAAAGCCACAGCAGAAGUUAACAACGCAAAAAAAAAAAGUGGCGAUGCGAAAGAAAAAAAAGUUACUUCCUGCAAAAAUAAAAGAAUGCAAAUAAGAAGUGAGCUGGCGGAAACCAAUAGUGAUGAUUCACCGGUGUUUUACGAUCUAGCCACAGAAGACGACGGCGAGAAGACAAGCAAAGAAGUAAGUGGAAAGGUUAUUGUUGAAUUUCGCUUCAUGUGCUUUUUAAUCUGUCAUUUGAUUAGGCGAUGUUGCGCCCGAGUCAGUAUGAAGUUGAACGGGAGGAUGCCGGUGUAGUGUUCAUUUUGGCUAACACAGGAAACCCACUACGCCGCGAAAGACCACUUAUAAGAGGAGAGUAAAGUACGGUAGCUGUACAGUUCGGUUGCUUUACUCAUAGACAUAAGUACACAGACCCCUCGCUAUUUUUCAUUAUUGGUCCCUGGCAGCUCACUUCCGUUGUGGCUUUUUUUUUAUUUGUAUCCUUUUAUUUUUACAGUAAGUAAAGUAGGUAACUUUUUUUUUUUUUUGCAUCACCACUUUUUUUUUGUAGUUAACAUCCGUUGUAGCCUUUUUUUUUUUUAUUUGCAGCGGGCUUUGGUGUCUUUUUUUUCAUUGGUAACUUCCGUUGUGGCUUCUUUUUUUUUUUUGCAUUCUUUUUUAUUUGCAGCAGUGGCGGUUCUCAGCCACUGUACCAUUGAGACCACUUUUUUGUACAUAUCACUGCGUAAAAUGAUGUGUCAUUGUUUGCCCCAACCCAGGCACUGACAUCAACGAUAAGGUGCGAGGCAGCUUAAACACUCCAGCUCUGAUGAAGGUGCUGAACACCACAGAGUCCAGUGACCUUAUGGCCACACCGAGGCUAGAAGACACCAGCAUCACGUCAAUGGAAACACCACUCUCGAAUCAGGACAAGAUGAUGCUGGAGGCGCCCCUGCGGCUCUCUUUAACCUUAGAGUGUGACAUGUACGAGAGUGAUGUCAUGUUAGACACCUUGUCUGACACUAGUACGUGAUGUCAUCUUGUGUGGAGGUGGAACUGUCAUCAACAUGUUGUCAUAGAGACACAAUACAGAACCCAGUGAAUCGAACCAAAACCGUGGCAUCCGUCCUCCACCAAAGGUUUCCUGUGGAUUCCCCCUCUUGUGCAUCAGAUCUGAUUGUUUCUGUAAAGAGCUGUAAACAUAGAGCAACACACCAGUUUUGAAUACUCUGAGGAAAUGUAUGAGUUAGUUUAGCAAGAAAGCGCUUUAAAAGGGGAAUUAACACGUGCCUUGGUUUUAGGUGUGAGUACUUAUAGUUUUGAACCUUGGGUUACUCCCGAAGACGCUGGGAACAUGUGGUCCUCUGACGCUUGAUUGAACAGAGCAAACACAGCCAGACACCUCGCCUCACAGAGAAGACUAGUCACUUAUUAAUAAUGCUGCCUAUGGCAGGACCCCCAUGUUGCUUAACCUGUGGAUUUACACCUUGAAUAAAGAGCCAGAUCAGUUCAAGCAGUUUUGCUGAAAAAAUAACACAUCUUGGUAAUUAAUACAAUAAACCGUGCAUUUAUCUUAA